AUGAGCUCCGAAGCUUCUGGUCCCUCAGACUUGAUUCAUCAAGUCCUCCCCUCCACAGACUCGCCUUCAAAACCUCACACCAGCAGCCAUGACUCUCACCACAGUGGCCCUGGUGGCCUUUUGACAAUUCACCACGAAGGAGAAUCUGGCCGCAGCGGUAUCCACUUUUGGUCUUUCAUGAGCAUCUUAUGGCGCUCCUCAUCCCAGGUCUCCAUGGCGGUCAACAUCCUAUGGCCCUUUGUUCCUGUUGCCAUAAUCCUCCACUACCUUCCCGGCCAUCACUCGGCUACAUUGAACAAAUGGGUCUUCGCAACAAGCUACAUUGGCAUGGUCCCCGCAGCGAACCUCUUAGGCUUCGCCGGCCAAGAGCUCGCGCGAAAGAUGCCAAAAGUAGCGGGAAUCCUGAUUGAGACAGCCCUGGGCAGUAUCGUGGAGAUUGUCCUGUUCAUGAUUCUAAUCGCAAAACACAAGAACACCGAAAAAGGUGGCGAUGACAGCUCCGCAGAAGAAGGAAAUUUGAUCCCAGUUAUCCAGGCCGCUAUCCUUGGCUCCAUCCUUACAAAUCUUCUGCUUUGUCUGGGUCUCUGCUUCUUUUUCGGCGGCAUUCGUCGACAGACACAAACCUUCCAUGCCGUUGUCUCUGAAGUUGGUUCUGGUCUCCUUCUCGUCGCUGGAUUUGGUCUCCUCAUUCCAAGCGCGUUCUAUUCUGCGCUAAAAGGCGAGACACGCCCACAGAGUGGCUUCACAGAACACAAAUUGCAAUACGAUGUGCUGAAAAUGAGCCAAGCGACCAGCAUUAUCCUCAUGAUCGCCUUCGCCGUCUACAUCGUCUUCAAUGCACGCAGUCAGCAUAGCAUUUUCGACGAGAUACUCGAGGCAGAUGAGAUUAAUGAUGCAGAUCGGGCGCACGACAUGGCAAAGGAGAAGUUGACAUUUUCUGAAUGCGUCGUUGCAAUAGUCGCCUCUUUGACGUUCAUUACCCUCCUUGCCAUCUUCCUUGUCGAGCAGAUCGAAACUAUCGUGCAUUCCGGUGUGCCUGAUCAAUUUCUCGGCCUUAUACUGCUUCCGUUGGUUGAAAAAGCGGCCGAGCACCUGACCGCAGUUGACGAAGCUUGGGACGGGCAGAUGAAUUUUGCCUUGUACCACUGCCUGGGCCCGAGCAUUCAAACAGCACUGUUCAAUGGUCCGCUUGUUGUCAUCGUGGGCUGGGCCCUUGGGAAACCAAUGGACUUGAAUUUCGAGAUCUUCAUGAUUGCUCUACUCGUAUUGUCGAUUCUAGUGGUUGGGAACUUCCUGAGGGAUAAAGAAAGCAACUACCUUGAGGGGACGUUGUUGGUGAUUGUGUACCUCAUCAUCGCCAUUGCGGCCUGGUAUUAUCCGGACCCGGACGUGGCAACCUCAAAUGAAUUCGACGGCUCUUGGAUCGCUGCUGGAAUUCAACCAGGAGCAACGUCAACAGCUUCUUUGCAGUUCAAAGCACAGGGGCCAAGAGUGUUCUGA
Messenger RNA from Cladophialophora psammophila CBS 110553, 1500 nucleotides. Its product is annotated as Ca2+:H+ antiporter. The record is from RefSeq and is a predicted model, not a curated record. Gene Ontology annotation, biological process: calcium ion transmembrane transport; intracellular calcium ion homeostasis. The coding region runs from base 1 to 1500 and encodes 499 amino acids. Gene Ontology annotation, molecular function: calcium:proton antiporter activity. Gene Ontology annotation, cellular component: fungal-type vacuole membrane. The transcript has 2 exons. NCBI's taxonomy places the organism in Eukaryota, Fungi, Ascomycota, Eurotiomycetes, Chaetothyriales, Herpotrichiellaceae.